Molecule: messenger RNA, 2100 nt
Organism: Ananas comosus (pineapple)
Lineage: Eukaryota; Viridiplantae; Streptophyta; Magnoliopsida; Poales; Bromeliaceae
Product: histone-lysine N-methyltransferase SUVR3
Exons: 4
Coding region: 40-978 (312 amino acids)
Cellular component (GO): nucleus
Molecular function (GO): protein binding; histone methyltransferase activity; zinc ion binding
Source: RefSeq, a predicted model, not a curated record
GAACCGAAUACGGAUGCUGUACUUCUACUUCCGAAAACUAUGGAGAAGCGACUCCGCCGCCGCCGCGGCGGCGACGACGACGACGACGACGACGCCGACGCGGUGGAGUCGUGGGCGGAGCUCGUCCUCUCCUACCUCUCGCCGCGCGACCUCGCCGCCGCCGCCGCCACCUGCACAGCGCUCCGCCGCGCCGCGGCGGUAGUCGCCGCGUGCCGCGCCGCCGACGCCACCGGGGGCCGAGAGCCCCGCCCCGUCCCCUUCCUCAACCCCGUCGACUCCCAACCGUACGCCUUCUUCAUCUACUUCUCGUCCUCCUCUUCCUCCUCGUCGAACCCUUUCCCGGACGCCUCGGGAUGCGAUUGCGACGAUUGCGCCAUCGAGUGCCCGUGUCGGAGACCUGAUCUAGGGUUUCAAUCGGAGAUCAUGACGGAGUGCGGCGCGGGUUGCGCGUGCGGGGUCGAGUGUGGGAAUCGGGCGACGCAGAGAGGGGUUUCGGUGCGAUUGAAGAUCAUUAAGGGGCCGAAGAAGGGGUGGGGGCUUCACGCGGAUCAGUUGCUGAGGAGAGGGGAGUUUGUUUGUGAAUAUGUCGGUGAGUACUUGACGACGAAAGAAGCUAGAAAACGGCAGAAGCUGUAUGAUGAACUCGCAUCUGUUGGCAAACUCUCUCCUGCUCUCCUGGUCAUAAGAGAGCAUCUCCCUUCGGGAAAAGCAUGCCUGAGAGUGAAUAUUGAUGCUACCAGAAUUGGAAACGUUGCCCGCUUCAUUAACCACUCAUGCGAUGGUGGGAAUCUACUAUCCAUUUUGGUGAGAAACACAGGAUCACUGCUCCCGAGGCUCUGUUUCUUUGCUAAAAGGGAUAUAGUUGAAGGCGAAGAGCUCACCUUUAGUUAUGGGACUGCUAGUGUUAGGUCAAAUGGCCUGCCUUGUUUUUGUGGAAGCUCGUGUUGUUUGGGUGUGUUGCCUUCCGAAGAAACUUGAAUUUUUAUGCCCUUUUUAGUAUUCAAACUUGGAGGAAUUCUUGACAAGAAGUCAUUGAAUCUCAGUCAUAUUCAACUUUUAGGUCCUUUGCAACUAGUGGCAUAAAGAUUGCCAGUUGUUGAAACCUGCCAGGUUUUGGCUUUCUUCUUCAUCAUCUUCAUCCUGCAAUGGUUUUGCGAGCUCGAGAACCCUAGAAGAGGGCUCAUUAUCAACAAUAUCCAAUGCCGAAAUUGGUAACCGGCUAGGGUUCAUCAAAUUGUUAGACAUCGAGGAGUUGUUGGAGUAGGCUGGUUGCAGUGCCGUGAAAUUCUGCGAGCUCUGGUGGGCCGUCGCCAGGGCCAACUUGCUGUUCAGAAGUUGAGAUUGGAUGAUCGAUAACUCGGCUUGAAGCAGCGUCACCUUGAAGAGCUGCACACUGCUUAUCGCGUGCGCACGACAUGACAUGCACCGUGCCGAGAACUGGGGACUUGCCUGGUGUUGGAGGGCGAGGAUGGUGGAGACGCAGCCGUAGACGGGGUCGGCGAGGCGGGCCUGGGCCUCGUAGCAGAUGGUGAGCAUGGCGUCGCGGUGCCGCGCGGGGGGCACCUGCCCGGUCAGCAGCUUCGCCACGUUGCUCGCCCCGAACACCUUGUGCACCGCCGCGAACCUCGCCGCCGACGACGAAGCACCCCCGCUCUGCUGCUGCUGCUCCCCACCUCCGAAGUGCGGCGCGAAAACGCACCCCGCCGCGCACCGCCGCCGCAGGAACUUGCACGCCCCGCACGGCUCCCUCCUCUCCUCUCCCCCUCCUGCGAUGCCGUUUCCGCUGACGCAGCUGCUGCUGCUGCUGCUGUUGCUGCUGCUUCUGCUUCUGCUUCUGCUUGAGCAGCUGCGUUUGGCGUCCAUGGGGUUAGGGAGGGGGUGUGGGGUUGGGCUUGAGAUCGAUGACGGUACGAAUGGGAAAUGCGAGGAAGUGUGACGACGCUCUCUCCGCGUUCAUCUGUGUGAAUCUUUAUAGCGCGGGUGGAAAAAUGUUAGGAGGGCCCUGAAGUAUGCGCUAUUUUAAAAGUGCGCCCUAUUUUUUUUUUUUUGUUUUCUGUGAGACAAUUCUUUAUUAAAAGUUUUAGUAAACUCAGUAAAAAA